This is a messenger RNA of Centruroides sculpturatus (bark scorpion), 2579 nucleotides long. Its product is annotated as UDP-N-acetylhexosamine pyrophosphorylase-like. The coding region runs from base 283 to 1878 and encodes 531 amino acids. Gene Ontology annotation, biological process: UDP-N-acetylglucosamine biosynthetic process. NCBI's taxonomy places the organism in Eukaryota, Metazoa, Arthropoda, Arachnida, Scorpiones, Buthidae. Gene Ontology annotation, molecular function: UDP-N-acetylglucosamine diphosphorylase activity. The transcript is spliced from 13 exons. The record is from RefSeq and is a predicted model, not a curated record.
AUUUAUCGAUUCGAAUAGGGAAAUUUGAGGUAAUUGACGUAUUUCAAUUGGGCAACGUGGCCGACCUUUAAUGAAUGUGCAGCAUAAACAUAGUAGUAGUGUUUAAGGGGAAGAACUGGAGAAAAGUAUAGCAAGUAAAAACUUAUGAAGAUAUAGAUUUAAAAAAUUUAAAUGUAUAAAAGUUAAAACUAAUCAUCACUAAACAAAUAGAUAACGGAACGAAGACAGUUGUCAUGAAUAGGGCAAUAGGAGAUCAGAUGACGUCAUAAGCUUUCGGAAGAAAUGGACGUAGAAAGUCUACGAAAGGAACUAAGCCGCUUUGGCCAGGAACACUUGUUGCAUUUCUGGGACCAGUUAAACAACGAACAAAAAACUGAUUUGUAUAAUGAUCUGAAAAGUAUCGAUUUAGCUUAUGUAACUAAAAUCUUUAAAGAUUGCGUGAGUAAUGGAGGAGGAGACGAUUCGGGAAAACUGGAUGAUGUUCUCCAACCGAUACCUUCCGACUUAUAUGGUAGCGUAUCAAGAACUAGUCCUGAAAAAUUAAGAGCAUACAGAAAUGAAGGUUUACAACAAAUAGCAAAUGGAAAAGUAGCAGUUUUGCUUUUGGCUGGUGGUCAGGGUACACGUUUGGGUGUUUCUUAUCCAAAGGGCAUGUACGAUGUUGGCUUACCAUCUCGUAAAACAUUAUAUCAACUUCAAGGAGAACGUAUUCGUCGUCUUGAACAAUUAGCUUAUGAAUAUACUGGAAAGAAAAGUACUGUUUCUUGGUAUAUAAUGACAAGUGAACAUACCAUGGAACCUACUUUAGAGUUUUUUGAAAAAAAUGAAUAUUUUGGUUUGAAAAGAGAGAACUUAAUUGUUUUUGAACAAAAUAUGCUUCCUUGUUUUACCUUUGAUGGAAAAAUAAUUUUAGAAAAUAGCUGGAAAGUUGCACGAGCUCCUGAUGGUAAUGGUGGCUUGUACAAAGUUUUAAAAAGUGCUGGUAUUCUCACAGAUAUGGAAAGGAGAGGUAUUCGGUAUGUUCAUGUUUACUGUGUGGAUAAUAUCUUAGUGAAAAUGGCAGAUCCAGUGUUUAUUGGUUAUUGUGUAGGAAAAGGUGCUAACUGUGCUGCUAAGGUAGUUGAGAAAGCAUUUCCUACAGAAGCCGUUGGAGUUGUAUGUAAAGUAGAUGGAAAAUAUCAAGUUGUUGAGUAUAGUGAACUUUCAUUACGUACAGCUCAAAAAAGAAAUUCUGAUGGCAGAUUAACAUUUAAUGCUGGAAACAUAUGUAAUCAUUUUUUUACAGUAGAUUUUCUUCAAGAAGUUGCAGAAGGACAUGAAUUAAAACAUCACAUAGCAAAGAAGAAAAUUCCUUUUAUAAAUGAAAAUGGAGAAUUAAUAAAACCAGAAAAAGCCAAUGGAAUAAAAAUGGAAAAAUUUGUUUUUGAUGUUUUUGAGUUUUCAAAUAACUUUGUGGUAUGGGAAGUUUUAAGAGAAGAUGAAUUUUCUCCAUUGAAGAAUGCAGAGGGUGCUCAAAAAGAUACACCAAAAACAGCAUUACAUGCAUUAUUCAGUCUUCAUCAACGAUAUAUUUUAAAUGCUGGUGGUAAAUUUAUUUAUGAUGAUGGAUCAGUCAUUCCUUUAAUUCCAAGGCACACAGCAGCUGAUUCUACAGUUAACACAGAUGAGGUCCUUAGAAAUGGAGAUGGAAAUUAUGGCCAGAAAUCUUACUUGAAGUAUGAGGAUCCUGUUGUCUGUGAAAUAUCUCCUUUAUUGUCCUAUGAUGGUGAGGGUCUAGAAGAGAUAGUUGCAGGGAAAAAGUUUUCUCCGCCAUUAGUAUUAUGGUCAGCUCAAGAAAAGGAAAUUCAAAAUGGAAUAAAUGGAGAAAUUAUAGAAUAAUAUAAACUACUCAAUAUAAACUUCUAUUUGUCCAAAUUUUCAAAUGUAUUUAAGUUAAACUAUGACUGUCAUUGCUGUCGUCAUGAUGAUUAAUAACAAAUGUGCAUUAUGAUGCUCAUAAUGUACAGUCAGAAUUUUAUAUAUUUUUUAAUUUCAGAUGUAUGAGAAUGAUAGGGUUUUUUUAUACUUCAGAAUAACAUUUCUCUAUUUCAUUUAUGGUGGGAACUGUGAUGAAUUUAUAAAAUACUUUAUUGGUGCACAAAUGACAUUUGAUUUCAGAUAAUAUCUAAAUUUGGUGUUGUGAAGUUGGUAUUUUUUUAAAAAUUGAAUAAGCACAUUAAAGGAAUUUGGUGUUGUAGAUUCAUUCCACUUUACGGGUGUUUGUUAAAUAUUUUCCUUUGUUUAUCAAUAUUGCAUUGCAUUGCAUAUACUCUUGAAAAGUUUAUCAUUUAAAGUUAUGUGAUCUGAAUUGCUGUCUUAAUUUAGAAUGUAUUUAUUGCUUGUCUUUAAUAUAUUUUGUGCAAUAAUAUUAUGAUUUUAAAAUAUUCAAAAUAAUAAUUUAUGCAUUGUCUCGUAUAUUAAUGUACUUAUAUAAGAACCAUUAACAUUGUAUAUUUCUCUAAACUGUUUUUAAAAUGUAAAGUGCCUUAUGCAAGGCAUGAUGUUAACUCAAAAUAUAAAGUGCCUCAUUUGAGAAGGAA